AUGUCUACAGGAAGUAAAACUACGGAAGACAGUCAUCCUCAUGAUCAUGCUCGAAUACUUGGUGAACCACUUCAAGUACAACCACCCAUUCCAACCAGUCCACCAACAUCCGAUUUAGAAAACCAACAUGAAUUAGAUGAACAAGAUGAACGAGAUCCAUUAUUAAACAAUCAUAAUCAUCAAUAUCUUGAUCCUGAUGAUCCUAAAGUUUCACCCUUGAAUUUACGGCAAGUGCAAAUCUUAAAAUUGAUCAUUAAUGUAUUCUUAGUGAUUAAUGUUUUAUUAAUGAUUUUGAUUUUGGUAAGUGAUUUAUUCAUCACCAUACCUGGAUUUUAUAGCUUAGGUCAAUCAAGUUUCACAAUAGAUUUGAUUUUGGUGAGUAUAUUAUCGAAUUGGAUCACACAUAGUUGGUUUGCCGUCCCAGUUUAUUUCGAAAGAGUAUUAGGGUAUAUCAUUACUGGGUUAUUAGGAUUUGAUUUUUUAAUUAUGAUUGUACUUGAUAAAUUACGACUGAGAUGGGGUUACUUCGGAUUAAGUGUGAUGAUUUGGACGAUUAUUAAUUUCUUCGUUAAUGCCUAUUUUAAUUAUCUUACUGAGAAUUAUAAACAAUAUCAAGAAAUAAGGUAUACGGGACGAAUUGAAAAUCGGAAAACUCUCUGGGAAAUGAUAAUCAUUGUGAUUAAAUCAACGUUUAAAAUAUUGAUAUUUUUAUUAGUAUGGAAUUUAAGUGUUACAUUAUCGAUAUCGGCAUUUGAUAGUUUUGAAAAUCCAUGGGGAGAAUUAAUUAAUGUGAAUGAUGAUCAAGUACAACUUCAUUUAAGUUGUUAUGGAGAUGUGGAAAAUUCAAAUUCAUCAUCACAACCAAUCGUAUUAGUUAAUCAUGGUCAAUUGACUUCAAGUGAAGAAUUUCAAGAAUGGAUUGAAGAAUUAUAUCAUUUACAUAAGGUUGAACGAUAUUGUAUUUGGGAUAGACCUGGGUAUGGAUUUUCACUGAGUAGUCCUUCACCUAGUUCGAUGGGGAUUAUUAAUGAUUAUUUGAUGGAAGCGUUGGAUAAACAAGGGAUUGAAGGUCCAUAUGCUUUAGUGGGAUUUGAUAUUGGAGGAUUAUACAGUCGAAUCUUUGCCUCGAGGAAUCAUGAUAAAAUCCAUUCUAUUUUAUUUGUUGAUAGUUGGCAUGAAGAUUUAUUAAAGAAAUAUCCUUAUAGUGGGAUUAAUCGAAGAACAGAAAAAUCGAAUAUAUUUAAUCAUAUUCUUGAAUUAAUGAGUAAUAGAGAAGGAUUUAAAUUAUGGAUUCAAAAUAUCUUAUCACCAUUAGGAUUAAUUUCAAAUUUUCAUUUAAUUUUACAUCCAUUUAAAUAUGGAUCAAGUAAUAAUCGAAUUUAUGGAAGAGAUAUGUAUUAUCAACCGAUAUAUUUGCGAGCUCGAUUACAAGAACAAAUUACAUCUAGUAUCUUAUCAUAUAAUGAAGUUAAAGUAUGUGAUUUAAAGGAUAUCCCGAUUGGGACGAUAACAUCUGAUGGUAUGAUUAAAAAUUCAUUAAAUUGGGGGAAAUGGCAACGAGAGAUUAGUUCAUUAAGUAGUAAAUCGAUGGAAUGGGUUAUAGCAGAGAAUAGUAGUCAUUUUAUAUGGGAGAAUGAACGAGGUAGAGAACAAUUACAGGAAUUAUUAAUUAGAUUAAUUGAGUGA
Messenger RNA from Scheffersomyces coipomensis, 1686 nucleotides. RefSeq lists its product as uncharacterized. The transcript has a single exon. Lineage: Eukaryota; Fungi; Ascomycota; Pichiomycetes; Serinales; Debaryomycetaceae. Bases 1 to 1686 code for a protein of 561 amino acids. The record is from RefSeq and is a predicted model, not a curated record.